Eublepharis macularius is the source of this 8051-nucleotide messenger RNA. It is a transcript of the gene USP31, whose product is annotated as ubiquitin specific peptidase 31. Lineage: Eukaryota; Metazoa; Chordata; Lepidosauria; Squamata; Eublepharidae. The transcript is spliced from 16 exons. The record is from RefSeq and is a predicted model, not a curated record. Gene Ontology annotation, biological process: protein deubiquitination. Gene Ontology annotation, molecular function: cysteine-type deubiquitinase activity. Bases 57 to 4076 code for a protein of 1339 amino acids.
GCGAGGGAGGGGAGGCGGGGAUCGCAGCUAGGCCAGGCCGCGGCCGGGCCGCCAGCAUGUCGGGCCGGGUGAGCGGCGCGCCGGCCGCGGCCUCGGCCAAGGAGAAGCGCUCCUUCAGCAAGCGGCUGCUGUUCCGCGGGCGGGGGCCGGGCGGCGGCGGCGGCGGGGGCUCCGGGGCGCGCUCGCUGGGCGGCUUCAUGAGCCGCGUGCUGAAGACGCUCUCGACGCUCUCGCACCUGGGCUCCGAGCACGGGACCCCGGCCGCCGCCCCCGCUCCCGCCGCCCCGGCCCUCGCCCCCGCCCGGCCCUCGCCGCCGCCCGGCCCCGCCGCCCCCGCCCGCUGCCUGCAGCCCCGCCCGGAGCCCGAGCCCGAGCCGCCGCCGCCCUCCUGCUCGCUGCCGGUGCCCGGCGUGGCGGGCCUGCGCAACCACGGCAACACCUGCUUCAUGAACGCCGUCCUGCAGUGCCUCAGCAACACCGAGCUCUUCGCCGAGUUCCUGGCCCUCGAGCACUACCGGCGCGCCCCGCCGCCGGACCGGGACCGGGAGCAGGACCAGGACCGGGAGCCGCGCCCCGAGGGGCCCCGGCGCGGCGCGGAGGGCGAGGCGGCGGCGGCGGCGCAGGGGGAGGUGACGGAGCAGCUGGCCCAGCUCGUGCGCGCCCUCUGGACCCUCGAGUACACCCCGCAGCACAGCCGCCACUUCAAGAGCAUCAUUUCCAAAAAUGCAAUGCAGUAUCGUGGCAGCUCCCAGCACGAUGCUCAAGAGUUUCUGCUCUGGCUGCUAGACAGGGUCCACGAGGACCUCAACAACCUGGUGAAGAGCAAUGGCAGCCCUCCUCUGAAGCCUCCCUUAGAAGAGCACACGUUGAUCGAGGGACCAGCAUUUCCAGUGAACGGCUCUUUUGUCCAGGAGCUCUUUCAGGCCCAGUACAGAUCCUCUUUGACGUGUCCUCAUUGCCAGAAGCAAAGCAACACCUUUGAUCCAUUCCUGUGCAUCUCUUUGCCAAUCCCACUGCCUCACACACGGCCGCUGUAUGUCACUGUGGUGUACCGAGGGAAGUGCUCUCACUGCAUGCGCAUUGGGGUGGCCGUGCCUUUGUCUGGCACAGUGGCCAGUCUGAGAGAAGCCGUAGCCAGAGAAACCAAAAUCCCCUCCAAGCAGAUUGUGCUGACUGAGAUGUAUUAUGAUGGUUUCCAUCGCUCCUUUUCUGACACGGAUGACCUGGACAUGGUGCAAGAGAGUGACUGCAUCUUUGCCUUCGAGACCCCUGAGAUUUACUGGCCGGAGGGGAUCCUUAGCCAGAGAGGGAUCCACAUGAACAGUAACCUGAACCACUUGAAAUAUGGGGCUGACCAUCUCCGAACAUCUCCUUAUACUCAGGGGAGAAUGGAGAACCCCAGUGCCAGGGCGGCAGCCGGUGACGACAGGAUUGUGGUGCUGGUGUGCAAUCGAGCCUGCACAGGGCAGCAGGGAAAGAGGUUUGGCCAGCCCUUCGUGCUGCAUUUGGAGAAGACGGUUCCUUGGGAUGUCCUGCAGAAGGAGAUCUUGGAGAAGAUGCAGUAUUACUUGCGACCCUCGACCUGCAUUCAGGUGUGCCCCUUCAGCUUGCGCGUGGUGAGUGCUGUGGGUAUAACAUACCUUUUACCUCAGGAGGAACGACCCCUCUGCCACUUAAUGGUGGAACGGGCUCUGAAGUCGUGUGGUCAAGGCGGGGCUCCCCACGUGAAGCUCGUAGUGGAGUGGGACAAAGAGACGAGAGAUUAUUUGUUUGGCAACACUGAGGACGACUAUAUCCCUGAUGCGGAGAGCGUCCAUCAGCAGAGGGGGCUCCACCACCAGCCUCAGUGCUGCACCCUGGCUCAGUGUUUCCAGCUUUACACCAAAGAGGAGCAGUUGGCUCCGGAUGAUGCAUGGCGUUGCCCGCACUGUAAGCAGCUGCAGCAAGGAAGCAUCACCCUCAGCCUUUGGACGUUGCCCGAUGUCCUUAUCAUUCACUUGAAACGCUUUCGACAGGAAGGAGACAGGAGAAUGAAGCUGCAGAACAUGGUCCGAUUCCCCCUGACUGGCCUGGACAUGACACCACACGUGGUCAAACGGAGCCAGAGCAGCUGGAGCCUCCCGUCGCACUGGUCCCCCUGGAGGCGGUCUUGUGGCCUGGGCAGAGACCCCGAGGACUUCAUCUAUGACCUGUAUGCAGUGUGCAAUCACCAUGGCACCAUGCAGGGGGGGCACUACACAGCCUACUGCAAGAACUCCAUUGACGGCUUAUGGUACUGCUUUGACGACAGUGAUGUGCAGCAACUGCCUGAGAACGAGGUGUGCAAGCAGACAGCCUACAUCCUGUUUUAUCAGCGACGGACGGCCAUCCCUUCCUGGUCAGCAAACAGCUCGGUGGCAGGCUCCACAAGCUCCUCCUUAUGCGAACACUGGGUGAGUCGGCUCCCAGGCAGCAAACAGCCCAGCAUUGCUUCUGCUGCCUCUUCCAGGCGCACAUCUCUAGCUUCCCUCUCGGAAUCUGUGGAGCUCAUGGGGGAAAGGAGUGAGGAUGAUGGGGGUUUUUCAACACGGCCCUUUGUGAGGAGUGUUCAGCGUCAGAGUUUGUCCUCCCGGUCGUCAGUGACCAGUCCCCUGGCCGUGAGCGAGAAUGGGAUCCGCCCCUCCUGGUCCUUGUCGAUGAAGCUGCAGAUGCGCUCCAGCUCGCCCUCCCACUUCUCCGGGGACUCCCCUGUGCAUAGUUCAGCCUCCACCCUGGAGAGGAUUGGGGAGACUGCAGAUGACAAAGCCUCCACCUCGUGCUUUGGCAGUUUGCGGAGCCUUUCUGGCAGUGAAAGCAGCAGCCGGCAGGAGCACCGGGCGACAGGCAGGGCCCCCCUGGCGGUCAUGGAGGGGGUCUUCCGAGAUGAGGUUUCCGUGCAGAAGCCAAGCGUGAGCGCAGAGCCCUCUGGCAGAAACUCCUUGCUUGCUGACAGGGGCUACCCUGCCUUGGACACUUUGGAUAACAACAACCAGAUUGCUUUUGUGGAUCAGAGCGAUUCGGUUGAGAGUUCGCCCGUCAAGGAAGGGAGAAGCUUCAGUGGGCUGGGCCUGUCCCCAGCCAAGGCAGACGGCGCCCUGCAAAAGGCAGCAACUGCGGCUUCCAAAGACACCUUUGAGGCAGAUAAAAAUGUGAGGAAAGGAAGGGCACUUCUGUCUAGCCACGAGGCCCGGACGUCUCACCCGUCUGCUGCCUCGCCCCCUUCUUCCAAGAACUUGCCAAAGGUUUCCCGUUCACGGAGCAAGCUGGAUUCUUGCCGGGCAAGCGGGAGGCACAGCUCUCCUGCCUCCAGGCAUGCUCAAAAGGAAGCUGGUUCCAGGGCCCGAGACGGCGUUGCCAGUUGUGCUCAGCAAAAGCAGAAGUCUGCUUCCUCCUCUUCUGGUGCCCCUCGACGAAACUCUUCAGGACCAUCCGUGCGAGGGCCAGGCCCUGUGGGGAAAACCAGGACCGCCGACCGCAGCCUUAGCCGGGAAGGCUCCAAGCUCAGUCUUGGCUCAGAGAAGGCCAACGUGCCCAUGAGUUCACGCACGAGCUCCCCACGGAUAAGCCAGUCGAGAAGCGAGGGCCGGGCGUCGGAGAGCAAGCAUGUGCGCAGCUCCUCCAUGGCCAGCCUCCGGUCACCGUCUUCUGGUCCCCGGUCCAGCUUGAAGAGGGACAGCAAGUCAGAAGACAAAGGCCUGUCCUUCUUCAAGUCGGCCUUGCGCCAGAAAGAAACCCGGCGAUCAGCUGACCUGGGCAAGACCACUAUGUUGCCAAAGAAGAUGGCAUCCGCCUCUUCUAAGGCAGCGGGCAAAACUCUGCCGGCGGAGAAGCAGGAGAAGGGCCAGCUCCAGCCUCCCGCCAGCGCUGCCGCGAAGGAAGCCUCUCCGCCCAGACACUCGCUGCUCCUGCACCGCAAAUCCAAGUCUUCCCAGCUGGAGGCGGCCCCCCCCACCUUGCUGCCUGGCUGCAGCAAGAAGUCUGCCGACAGCAAGGCCUCCUCGCGCAAGCUCUCCUCCAGCAUGCCCUCCUCCGCAUGGCCGUCCUCGAAGUCUCCGUGAUGAGAUGCUGCGAGCCGCGGGUUUGGUUUUCUUCCAUCGAGAAGCACAUUGAUCGGCCGGAGCCCUGUUGGUUUUGCUUUUCUGUUCAUGUGCCUGAUGUCUGCGAGAGAAACGUGACUCCUGUCCAAGCGCCUUCAAACCAAAUAACUGCAGGCAGUAGCUGGCAUCCCCAGUGAGCCACGGGGCCACCAAAGUGUAUUUCUCCCCUUGUCCCCCAGCAGCAUCCAGGAGCCUUUUUAGGGACCCUCGCCACUCUCCCCUCCAGAGAGCCACUUGGGAGCGUGUAAAUGGCUUGCUGUGUUGAUGCGGCAGAACUUUGGGUCUGCCCUGGGCAGGCUGCAGCCGGGCUCUAAGAGUUACAAAACAAGAGCUGCAAAGGGAAACUGUGAAAGGCCAGACUCUGUUGCUUCAUUUGACUGCCCCCCCACCCCUCCCGCACUCCCAUUUUCCAGGCUUCUUAAAGGGCAAUAUCUCAACGCUAAUGUUGUGGUUUCUCAGGUAAAUGUUCAGCCAGUACUGGAGGGAAUGGAGGACUUUAGACAAAAGGGCAUUCUUCCUUGUAGAGGGGUGUGUAUGCGCGAGUGUGACCGUGUGUGUGUCUGUUGGAAAGGCCUGUGUUUGUGUUUGCUGCUUGUGUUUUUGUUCAUUCACUGCUCUUAGAAGUUGUCAUCUUGGGUUCCUGGUGGUCGUUUUAGAUUGGAGGUCCUCUCACCCCCUUAGCUUCCACACUGACUGACCAGUGGAGGGAGGGACCAUUGUGGGAUAGCCAGAUGUUUUCUCCAGGAGUCAUGGGGAGUUCCAGCAGGGCAAACCUGAGUGAAGGCUGCCACCCUCUCUGUUCUCCAGCCCCUCUGUUCCCUCUUGUGGAGUUCAGGUGCAGCGACCUGGCUGCCUUCCUCGCUGUGGGAGGAGGAGGAGCAGCAGCAUUUCCGCUCUGGUCCGUUCUUGCCGGUCUUUCCUGGUCAGUGCCUUCCUCCAGUCCUUUUGUUCUCACUCUUCUUCUUCUUCUGGCAACUUUGUUUUGUGUAGUUUUGGCAAUGAUUGGCCACUCCCAAAGGUGCUUUUUGGGCCGCAUCCCUAGCAAACACACCCCCAGCACUGUGGUUGGCCCUGGGGGAUCUCUCAGCCUCCUGUUUCUUGUGUUUUGGGCGGGAAUCUGCCGGGAGGGAUUUUUGCUCAUGCAUCACUGACGAGCUUCUGCUUUGUCAUUUUAGUGCUGCUUUGCAGAUGUGUUCUUUCCCUAAACGAUGUCAUCUUCCAGAUGUGUGGAACCGGCUUGUCCCUUGCAGUGCCUCUUUUGAGCACUGAGCAGCUGGGCUUCAGACCUCCUCAAUCAAUGCCGCAGCUUCCCGUUCUCGCCAUGCUACUUUGGAUCUGAUGCCUCGCUGCCGGCCUCUUUCCGGAACUGUUGAUUCUGCCCCACUACCAGAGCGCGUCUCCCCCUCUCUUCAUCACUGUGUACGCUGAAAGGAAGGGGCACCAGGAGCUGUUGCUCUGGAGCUGGCUGCUAGUGGGGCAGGCAAGGGCAUGUUUCCUGGCUAUUCAGCACCCAAGGGCAAAGUCUCUGCUGCGCUCCCAUGGAAAUGGCGCUCUUGAUUCCCCCUUCCGUCCUUGAGCUCAAUACUAUAAAUCUUACAGUCAGAAGGGUCCUUUAAGGCCAUCUAGACCAGCCCCUGCACGGUGCAGGACUGGGGGGGGCGGGGGGGGCAAGUGAAUCCGCCCCAGUCCGUGAGGAACGAGAGUCAGAUGGAGCAACCUGAGGUCUCUGUGGCUUGGCUGCUCUUGACUGCUGCCCGAGAGGGAAGCGGCUAGAUUGGGAAGGGGCCGUGACCUCCGACUUGGCUCUCUCCACCGGGUGGUGGAUUUUCCUUCAGCGAACAGAUCUCCUGGCAUUUGGGACAGGAAGUCGCCUUUGGGCCUUGACUCCUCAGUGCUGACGGUGCCUGAUCUCUCGGGCUGGGUGCCCUUUGCUCUCCCACCUGAGUCAGAAUCACAGGAAAGGCAAAGGCCUCUUCCGAAGAGGAAGGAGAUGGUGUCGGCCCGCAUCCUGUAGGCAGCCACGUCUGCUGUGUCGUGGAUGGGCCUCUUCUGUGCACAGCCAUGAGAUUGUCCUUUUACCUGCAGGAGAGGUGAAUUCACAUCCCACAAAGUAUCCUCCCCCCCCUCCCCGCACACACAUUGGGGACUAUAUUUUUGGCUAGUAUGAUUUAGGAGACAAAUUCCAGGAAUUUGUAUUAUGGAGGCACUUUGGACUUGGUGUUACUUCAUUUGCCAGACAAAGAAGUGCUGACAGCCACCCUGCUAGUCACUGUGAGGGGCGUCUCUCUUGAGUGACUUCCAGACCUGGACGUCUGUCGACCCCGGAGUGUUUAGGCACAGGGGCCCUCCGUGUCCCAGGCACUCUUAACCUUCUUCCUUGCGUGGCAGUUGCAGCGGGAAUUCUGCGUGGGGCCGGCAGCUCCCCUCCCCAACCCUGAAGGGAGCCUGCAUGGCCUCGAUCCCUCGCUGUCUCUCUCACCCCAACCCCAGCAUCCUCUUAACUAUGCAAACUGCUCUCAAGGGAGAUCCGCCUGCCCUGAUGGGACCGGGGUAGGGCUGGAGUCCUCAGUCCGCUCCUGUCCAGUGGGGCCAGUUCUUGGCAUUUGUUUGGGUGGAGUUCCUGCCUUGAAAUUUUGUUUGAUUUUUUUACGGCUUUUGUGUUGGAAUGAGAACAGCUAACUUCUUUGAGAAAAGGAGUGCCCAGCCAUAGAGGGAGCUUCUGGUGGGGAGGCUUCAGAUUCGGUCACGGAGGUGCCUCUUCCUCUCACUUCCCAUCCCAUCCCUCAGCGUUUUCGCUUCAGUCUGGGGGGGGGGGAGCCUUCUCCAGCCUUGAUCAUGUCCUGGCUUAAAAGAGGAGCUGGCCGCUGAGUGCCCAGGCUGGUCAGGAGCCUCCCUGGAAGGCCAGCCUGGUGGAACUUCGUUGCAAGUUAGGUUUGCCUUUUGCCCCACAUCUGCACACUCUCCCAGCAGCUGCAGCUUCUGCCCGAGGAAAGGUUUGCAUGAAACCCCUUCUGUGGAUUCUUGGACCUACCCAAAGCUCCACAGCAGCCCAUGUUUUGGAUGAACGUGGCAUUUCCAGUCAUGUGGACUGCGGCCCUCUUCAGAGAUUUGCUGUUACUUGCUAGUCUGUAGUUGCUUGGCAGGGGCCAACACGAUUGGAACGUUUGGUUUUAAUCAGUGGUGAGAUGAAAGCACCACGUGUGGGUUUUUUUCUUAAUUAAAAAUAUUCAUUAGUGUUGGCGGUUGGAUUUGGCAGAAUUAAGGGCCAAAUGGCAAUGCAUCACACAUUGUUUGUUGCUGUUGCGUUGCGCUAUCAGCCAACGCAGUUUCGAAUGUCGGGGGCACGAGUUCUUCUUAGUGCCCCAGGCUGGUUCUCAGUAGGAAAGAGACUGAUAUAGCUGCUGCCAAAGGCAACGUGGAACCUGGUCCAGGAGUUCUGGUUGUGCCAAAUGUAGCACCUUCUGCCACUGGCCCGAGAAAGUCCUGAGGUUUUCAGGGCAUUACGCUCAGAGGCUGCUAACAAAGCAUGUCUCACCUUUCAUUGAAAGGGAAUUUUCAGUCCUGUUCCUGAAACACUGGGAUUGCUUUCCUGUAUGAAGAACUGCCGCUGACAUUACUGGAUCUUUCCUCUUCUCCCCCCAAGCUCCCUUUCUGCUGCCAGAAUUAAAGAAGGUGGAGGGAGGGGUAACUAAACACUACUCUGGGAAGAGAGGAGGCGUUUCUCUUGGGGCUGAACUGUUGUACCAUAAAGGAUUUUAACUUAUUUGAGGGCAAGUGCAUGAGACUGUCAAGACCUUUUAUUUAUUUGUACGCACUUUUAAUAUGCAGAAUUUAUAUUUUUAUGUUUUAAAAAUCAUUUUCUUUCAGAAAGAGAGUUUGGAUACAAGGGUAUUGGAUGAUUAAAAGUGGAAAAUGUAAUAAAGUACAUUACGUUUA